UUAGUCAAGAUUAAGUUUGUUUGCAAAGAUAGCAUCUACAGCCAUUCAGUCCAAAACUAGUAAGAGAAAUUAUCUAAGGGCCCAACCAUGUACGACUUUCAAGCAUGGCUCGAUCAAUUGACUAAUUUUCUCCAAUUGCUAUACACAAAUUGAAAAUCAAAUCGAACAAUCAGUCACCCUUAAUCUUGCCAUCAUCCCUCUCACUUUACACUUUAGGCCAUAAAACAAUGGUUUUCUCGUCUCAUCUGUUUGCAAUUGCAGGGUUUCUUGGAUUGGUACUAUUCUACAAACUAUGGAAGAAGGGAACUCCCAGCCACCAACGUAAGGGCAUUUUAUUAGCCCCUGAACCUCCAGGUGCCUUGCCAAUCAUCGGGCACAUUCACCUACUUGGCGGCAAGCGCACCCUUGCUCAAACCUUGGGAGCCAUGGCUGACAAAUAUGGCCCUAUCUUCUCAAUCCGAUUUGGAGCGUUCCCUGCCCUUAUCAUUAGCAAUCAUGAAGCAGUCAAGGAGUGCUUCACUACUAACGACAGGGUGUUAGCUAGUCGGCCAAAAUCAAAUGCAGGAACAUACCUGGGAUACGAUCAUGCAGGAUUUGGCUUUGCUCCUUACGGAGAGUAUUGGCGUGAGACACGAAAACUAGCUGUGGUCGAACUUCUAUCUAGCCAUAGACUUGAGACAUCAAAGCAUGUCCUAGAUUUCGAGGUCAAUGCAUUUAUCAAAAAUUUGUACUUGUUUUGCAAGAAAAAUGGACCAGAUGCAAACCCAAAGGCUGUGAUUAGUCACAAAUUUGAAGCCCUGACCUUGAAUACGAUCACAAGAAUGAUCGCAGGCAAGAGAUAUAUCUCGGAUGGUGAAGAAGAAGAUGAUGUGGAGGCACGACAUGUAAUAAAAGUCAUCAAAGACUUUAUGUAUGUUUCUGGUCUUAUCGCUCCAUCGGAAGCGAUGCCAUUUCUAGGAUGGAUGGAGUCCAUCUUUGGGGGACCUGUGAAAUCCAUGAAGCGUGUUGCAAAAGAGAUAGAUUCUAUUAUUGGAAGAUGGGUGGAUGAACAUAAAUUAAAGAGGCUUAUGAGUGAGGCAGACCACAACAAUCAGGAUUUCAUCGACCUACUUCUAUCUGCAAUAGGGGAGGAUUCCAUGUUCGGCUAUACUCGAGAAACAAUUAUCAAGGCUACAGUAAUGAAUUUAUUCUUAGCAGGCGCGGACACAACAUCCAUUGCAUUGACAUGGAUUUUGUCCAACUUGAUGAACAAUAGACAUACCUUAAAGACUGCCCAAGAGGAGCUAGAUCUCAAAGUCGGCAGGGACAAAUGGGUGCAAGACUCUGAUAUUGAGAAAUUAGUGUAUCUCCAAGCCGUUAUUAAAGAAACAUUGCGCCUAUACCCACCAGGGCCUAUAUCAGUUCCUCACGAGGCAAGAGAAGUUUGCAGCAUCAGCGGCUACCACGUUCAAAAGGGCACUCGUGUGAUUGUGAAUUUACGAAGGUUGCAUCGAGACCCUCGAAUUUGGUCCAAUCCUGAUGAGUUUCAACCGGAAAGAUUUCUUACAAGCCAUGCAAAUGUGGAUGUUCUGGGACAACAUUUUGAGCUGAUCCCAUUUGGCUCUGGUAGACGAUCUUGUCCCGGGAUGCCAUUGGCAUUGCAAAUAACACACUUGACGAUUGCUCGCACGCUCCAGGGAUUUGACUUAACCACUCCAUUUAAUGAGUCAGUGGAUAUGACUGAAGGGCUAGGGAUUACCAUGCCCAAGGCAACUCCACUUGAUGUUCUCCUGAGCCCGCGCCUUCCUGCUGCAUUGUACUUGCAGCUCUAGAUGUUUGCUGAUAAAUCUGUAGAUAACUCUCAAGCCUGUUCUGCACCUAUUGCUAGCUACUUACGUUGAACCGUCUUUAGAGUAUGAAUAAUGGAGGCCUUUAGGCUUAAUUGCUUGUAGUUUUAUGAAAUUUCUCAGUUUUUAUGUAGUUUCGGGUAGAGAUUGUUGGUGCAAAUGGGUUUUGGAAUUCAAAGAGAACCGAUAAAAUAAACUUCAAGGCA
Theobroma cacao (cacao) is the source of this 2032-nucleotide messenger RNA. RefSeq names its product cytochrome P450 CYP82J17-like. NCBI's taxonomy places the organism in Eukaryota, Viridiplantae, Streptophyta, Magnoliopsida, Malvales, Malvaceae. The record is from RefSeq and is a predicted model, not a curated record. Gene Ontology annotation, molecular function: heme binding; iron ion binding; monooxygenase activity.